ACGUCCAUCCACUCAAUCUCAUCCCUCAAAAUCCCCCACCAAAUCUGAACCUCCAAUUUUAUUUUGGCCAUGUCGUCGUCUUCGCCUUCCCUCCUCUCAUCGCGGCUACUCUCCCCAGCCAUCCUCUUCACAAAGAAGCCGGCUUCCCUGCGCUCCAUUUCCUCUGCGACAGCGAGACACGGGGUUCGGGUGGUGGUAGCCGCGGCGUCAGCGGCCGCAGCGUCACCAGUGUCCGCGGCGCGGGUGCGACCGUCGGCGGCGGAGGUAGCGCGGACUGUCGUGGAGCUUGCCGCGUCCGGGACUCUCUCCAUGGUGGGCCCAGACGGCUGGCCUCUCGGCGUCGGCGCGCACUUCGUCGCGGAUUCUGCCGGUGCACCCGCGCUCUGCCUGUCUGCCGCUCGGGUCGCCGCGCCCGAUGCGCCGGCCAGCUUCCACGUCGAGUUUCGACAGAGUGGGGCUAGGACACCACAGUGCACUAUGCUUGGUGCCUUAACUAAGCCUAGUGAUGAAUCUGUGUUGAAGAAGCUUUCUACUAGGUGGCAAAAGAAAUUUGGGGAAGAGAUUGAUCAAGAUCUUUUGUAUUUAAUAUCUGUUGACCGGAUCUUGCACAUGGAAGAUUUCAAUGAGGCAGGACAUGAUGGCAUGUGGGUAGUUCCAUCAGACUACACCAGUGCAGAACCUGAUCCUCUACGCAAUUUUGCUGAAAACAUCGUGGAGGAAUUUAACAACAAAAAUGCUGAAGACGUCCGUAGGAUAUACAACAUAUAUGUCGAAUCAGAUUUACAGGUGGCAGACGUGAAGAUGAUAUGGGUUGACAGGCUAGGUUUCGAUCUCCACGCUCAUUCUGCGGAAGGCGUUUUGGCUGUUCGGGUCCCUUUUCCUAGGGAGGUCUCCGACGAGAAGGGGGUGAAAUCGUCGUUCAACAUGAUGUCUCAUCAUGCGUGGGAGGUGGAGAAGAGCUACGCGAGCCCAGAGUUUGAGAAGGUGCAGUUCUUGAAGAAGGUCAGAUAGCAUUGCGAAUUCUGUUUCCGUGGUGGACGAUCUUUCGUUAUUGAGAGGAGUGAUAGUUUGAAGUUUUGUUUCCUUUAUCAUGAACUGUUUGUCUUGUAUAUUGGUCAUAUUUUUUUGUGCCUAAUACAUUGGAUGCAAUUGGCAUCUUGAAUUAUCUGCUAGUAAUUUAUUUGAGAAGGGCAAUGAGUUUUGACCGUAAGAA
This is a messenger RNA of Zea mays, 1213 nucleotides long. RefSeq lists its product as uncharacterized. The transcript is spliced from 5 exons. The record is from RefSeq and is a predicted model, not a curated record. NCBI's taxonomy places the organism in Eukaryota, Viridiplantae, Streptophyta, Magnoliopsida, Poales, Poaceae. Gene Ontology annotation, cellular component: chloroplast. Bases 70 to 1011 code for a protein of 313 amino acids.